Molecule: messenger RNA, 840 nt
Organism: Aureococcus anophagefferens
Lineage: Eukaryota; Pelagophyceae; Pelagomonadales; Pelagomonadaceae
Exons: 1
Biological process (GO): cilium assembly
Cellular component (GO): axoneme; ciliary basal body
Source: RefSeq, a predicted model, not a curated record
AAAUUGACAAUGGAACAGAAAUGUGAGAUUGCAAACGCGGAGCAGGAGAGACUUGCAGUAGAAAUUGGGGACAACAAGAAAGCAUCAGAAAAAUUGGCAGACACGUUACGUGCAGUUCUUGAAGAAACUGAUAUUCGCAUCGCAGAGUUGAAGAAAGAUGCGUAUGAGUUCAAAAGAGACAUAGUCGUGGGCGCAGAAAACAUGCGCACGGGGAAGACCAUGGCGGAGAAGAUGACUCGUUACAUGGAGGAGAAGCUGCGGCAACGUGAUAGCAUGAUUGAGAAGUUGCGGUUGAAGAACUCAACCAUCAAAGCACAGCUUCAUAAGGUCGAGGCCCAGCUCAAGCAGAAGGAAGAGAUGGGUGAUGUCCUGCACUAUAUAGAUUUUCAUCAGCUUCAGAUAGAGAACAAGCAAUACCAGACACAGAUUGAAGAGCGCAACGAGGAGCUACUCCGACUCAAAAUGACAACAGGAAAGACGGUGCAGACGUUAAAUAUGCUCAAACAGAAGCUCAAUGCAAUCUUGACUGAGUCAGGCUGGCUCCACAGAGAAAUAGCGGCUCGCAAAGAGCAGCUCCGCAAGGUCCGCGAUGACACCGCUGCGGUCAACACGGAGAUCGCUGCAGAACGCCGUGGCCGGAAACGGCUCGGCCAGCAGCAGGCAGAGACAACUGACAUGCCAUCAACCCUUGAUUACGUGGAACAAAAGGCACAAAUGUACGACCUUCAAUCCAUGCUUCGGAACUGGGAGCGCAAAGUCGAAAUAAUGGAAAUGGCUGCGAAGCGCGCAAGAACAGUCGCCCGCAAGAGUAGAAUAUUAGGAGCCACUGACACAGAUUGA